CCACUCCUUCUCCUUUACUUCUCUCCCACAGCGUUCUCUCUCUAGACUUUGAGGUGGUGAAGAGACGAGGAGUAAGAGGAGCAGCAGCAGAAGAGAAGAUGUUGUUGGGAAAGAGGCCACGUCCUCCUAUGAAGAGAACGACAAGCAUGACUGAGUUCACUCUUGAUCCGAACAGCGUUCAACAACCACCUUCUGAUUCACAAAACCCCUUCAAGGAUCGCCCCAAAUCAGUUGGAUUUGGAGGUGACCCGUAUAGACAGCCCAGUGGCGUUGAUGGAUAUGGAUUCGAUCAUCGCUUCUUGUCCGCGGUCUCACCCAGGAAUCCUAGGCGUUACUCCGCUGAUUUCGUCGACAACUCUCACUUCUUGAGAGCAUGCUGCCUCUGCAAGCGCCGCUUGGUCUCUGGCCGUGACAUCUACAUGUAUCGGGGUGAUAGCGCUUUCUGCAGUCUAGAGUGCAGGCAACAGCAAAUGAACCAAGACGAAAGAAAAGAGAAGUGCUCAUUAGCUUCAAAGAAGGAAGCCACAGCAUCCACCGCCGGAUCCGAAGGCGAGACGGUAGCCGCCAUUUGAAGGCACACCGGGGAAAAGGGAUUUAUAUCUAAGCUAUAGAUAUGGUGUGGGUUGCAGUUACCUCUGUAUGCAAAUUGGGCAAGUUUUGAAACCAGUAUUAUUUCAUGUGGUCCAAGUCCAAACGUAUAUACCACUUCAACUCGCUGUACUUCUUCCUGGUUUCUUUCCUGUUAAUCGCGAUCUUGGUACUAAUGGAAGAAAUUAAAUUCCCGAUUUCACAAGUCCCA
Molecule: messenger RNA, 799 nt
Organism: Vitis riparia (riverbank grape)
Lineage: Eukaryota; Viridiplantae; Streptophyta; Magnoliopsida; Vitales; Vitaceae
Product: FCS-Like Zinc finger 5
Exons: 2
Coding region: 99-572 (157 amino acids)
Source: RefSeq, a predicted model, not a curated record